AUGCCGAGUCCGCCGAGCUCCGUGAUCGUGCUGGACGACUCGAGCGACGAGGAGGCAACGGCGGAGGCCAGCGGCCGUCGCAGCGCCCCGCUGCUCGUCAGCUCGUCCGACGAGUCGGACACGGGCCAGCCCAGCCAGCCCAAGAAGGCGCGCGUGGCGUCUCCCAAGUUCACGUUUGCUGCGGAGCCCGCAGCGCGCAAGGGGCUGAGCUACCAGUCUGCAUCGAGCGAGGAGGAGCCUUCAGACACCCAGGAGGACGAGAGCGACGCCAGCGAGUCGUCUGCUCCGCGUGGCAAGCAGAAGAAGAAGAUGACGGCAUCGCAGAAGAAGAAGAAGAACUCGGCGGGUCAAUCCAGCGCUACGACGGACUCGGACGACUACACCCAAGAGGAGCAGACGCAGCUCAAGUUCGCGGGCAAUGACGGCCGGAUGUACUCAGACGCCAUGUCGUUCAGUGAGCUGCAGGCUCAGCAGCGGGAGUUCGAGAUACUGCAGGCGAUAGCGCAUCGCGCAAGCAAGUCGGCGCCUCAUAACACCGCGCGUCGAACUACUACUGCGGGUACCAAACGCAAGGCGAGUGAUGCGGUGGCGGCAACUCACAGCUCUCCGCAUUCGCGCAGCAAGAGCGUGGUGAUGAAGAAAACGGCGUCGCCGUCGCCGUUCGACUUCGAUUUUCCCGGUUCCGACGAGGAGUCUUCAUCUUCAUCGUCGUCGUCGUCAGUUCAGGAGGAUACUCGCGCUAAAUCCAUGUCUCUUAAAGAUGUGGUAGCUCAAGAGCGUGAACUAGCCCGGCUGCGUAAGGAGAAUGGUAAGAAAACCGGUCAGACAGCACCUCCCAAGAAGAAACCAGCAGCAAAGCAGCCACCAGCCGCGCCGAAGUCGUCGGUAUCUAAACCUGCAGCGUCGAAACCAGCAGCGCCAAAGCCGUCGUUUUCAUUUUUCGGACCCCAGAAAAGUGGCAACCUCAUCGACGCGACUAAAUGGUCUUCGUCAGAGCCGAGUGGUGACGAGGAAGAGGAAGCUGAGGAGUACAAGCCAAAAGCGUCUUCCCAGCGCACGUCAUCAGUGGACGAUUCAUUUUCCGAGUCUGAUGAUGAAAACAUCAGUGAUGACGAGUAUUAUGUGCCUAGCAAGACUAAAAGCCAUGACAAGUCCCCCGCUCAGCAUGCUUCACAGCACGCCAAGAGCGCUAAGGCGACUAAAGGCAAGAAGACCAAUGGAUCCAAGAAGAGCUCCAAGUCCAAGACCAAAGCAGGAAAGAGCAAAACUCGGCCGUCCUCGACAAAGUCAGAGGCGCAGGUCCCCCCUCCUGCUCAAGCUGGUGUUUUCUCGGACAAGCUGGCACGCCCGAGGACUGCGAAGGAUACGGUGAUGCACAGCACAGUUUGGCGAAAUGUUUGUUUCGAUACAGCACCGCCUAACCUGCUCCCGCUGGAUUCGAGUGUCGCGCUUCCGUUCCAGUCAGAGUCUGACCGGCCACUCCUGACCUAUGACGUGGACGGUGACUUGAGGAGCAAAUGCAAACUGUUACCGCGGUUUGGUAAUUCUGCGUCGGUGCUGGUAUCUGACGAGCCAGAACAAGUCGUUACCCAAGAAGACAUGGACACCCGUGUAACAGAACUCAUUCAGCGCGAACUGCCCAGAAUUCGAGCAUGCCACCAGCGCAAGACGACUGCGAUUCUUACGGAAGCGCGCUCAAAGGUUCGGACAUACUUGGCGGCGCAAGAGAUGCUUCGAGAGCAGUGGCAGCACGCACGACUGGAGAACAAGCGUCUGGCUGAAGUGGAUACACUGGAUCGAUCUCUGUUGAACCAGAUGAAGCAGGAAAGGCUGACACAGGUGCUAUCAGUCGGAUACGUUAACGUGUGGGGCGAAGCUGUAUCUGUCGAAGAAAAGCUCUUUCCGCAAGAUGUGAACCAGCUUCCAUGCAUUCGGCCACUGAGCAGAUGCACCGCCUACAUCGGCUUGAAAGAAAAUGUUCGCGUAGAGGACGACCCUAUUUUGCGCUACAUGCCGUAUUUUGGAGACAAUGAUGACGGCGGGGAUAUCGAUGUGGCAUGGUAUGAUGCUAUUGCGCCCAAAGAUUCGAAUCUUUCGACCGGCCUGGACGGUGAAGUGAAUGAAUACUUGCUGCGCCUUGUUGUCCGCGAAUGUGGCACUUCCGAGAAAGUGUUUACUGCGCUGAAAAAGGUGCCGGGCUUUGGUCAAGCUUACUCGGACUAUAGCGAGAUCAAGAAGUUGGAUGACUCUACACGGCUUGCUGCUCGGCGUAUUAAAGAGGCGAAAGAGUUGAUCUCAAGCAAGCCAGCAAGCUUCCCCCUGGCGAAGGUGGCGACUUUGGAACCGGCGCUAAGCGAUGUCAAGGAUGCUGAGAAGUCCUUGGAGGAAAGGUUUUCACCCCCACCGACCUACUUCGACUCGAAUCUGUCCAGAAGCCAUGCUAACCGUGGAUACGGUCUGGGUCUGCGAUCAACUGACGACUACACGGAGUUACUGGUGACGUAUCGUGAUAUGUUCUGCCGAAUGUGUUACGAUUAUCAUUGUCUUGAACAUGGCAUUCAACACCCGCUCCCCUCUCAUCGAGUUGACCCGACCAACCCACCAUUGCAUCUGUCAGCCGUUGCACUUGCAGCCCAAACAAAACGGGAGCAGCAGCAGGAGGAUGACGACAGAGAAGCAUCGGACCGGACACCUGAAAGCGCCACCUCCACAGCAAGUCCUCCGGUUGACACACCGGACAGCGGCAGUUGCACAGCUGACGAGAACUCUAAACACGAAGAGACUCGCAGCCACAGUGAGGAAGUGCAGGCGGAUGAAGAUGUAACUAUGGAGCACGGGUCCACCGAGGUUUACUACGAGACCGCCACGGAUGAGGAAGUAACGAUUACCGGAGAGCAGCAUGAAGCUCGCCGAUCUUCACGUGCAUUGACGAGAAUCAGCACUUUGGCUAGCCGAAGCCUGACGAAGCAAGCUGUGCGGCCCUCGAGAAGAAAGCAGUCUCGACCCCAACGCGUCCAAGUGUAUCCCCAGGUCGCUGACGAGUCUGAGUACCUUGAUGACUCUCACUACGCUCGGGUGACAUCCAUUGUCAAGAAGUCUCUCAAGGCUGAAGAGAAGUGCUCGAGCGAAUGCUGGAAGGAUGAAAGUACCAAGUGCGGUGCAGGAACGGAGAGUGUCCCCGAUGAGUUGAAGUGUGCAUCCGUGAGCGAUACCGAGCUCGUGCUACUUCGGAAGCUGCGGUUUAUCAUCGGUAACAAUCCGUGCAUCAUUUCCUCCAUGGUUAACUCGACAACGUGCAAGGAAGUCGGCGCAUUUCUGGAAUCAGAGAGGCAGAAGAAGCCGAAUCGCACGAGCUCAAUGGACGACAUGCCGCUUUCACCCGACGCGCGUUCUGGGAGCAAUGGCCGGAAGCGAGCUCGAACUUCACGCAGCAGCAACAACCGCAUCCUCCUCAACAGAACCAGGAACAACCGCUUGAAGGACAAGGGCGCGAACCACGAAUACGAACCGUGCAACCACGAAGGGGCAUGUGAUACGACUGGAUGCUCCUGUAUGACACGUGAUCAUACCUGCGACAAGGCGUGCUCGUGCUCGCGCGACUGCCCCAACCGGUUCCCAGGGUGCAGGUGCAGCCUCGGAAACUGCAGAACCAAAGCGUGUCCGUGUUUCGUCGCUGCACGCGAGUGCAACCCCGAUUUGUGCGUCACUUGCGGUGCGAGCGAGGUCGCGGCGCUGAUCUUUGAUGAGGAGCGCAAGAACAUGUCCGCAUUGGAGUUAGGUAUCUGUUGUAACGUGAAUAUCUUGCGUGGACUGCACAAGAAAAUUGGCGUCGCAUACUCUACGACUCACGGUUGGGGGGCCUUUGCCUUGGAGCCGAUCAAGCGCGGCGAGUUUAUCUACGAGUACCACGGGGCGCUUCUUUCCCAGGACGAAGCUGAACGUCGCGGCAGCAUUUACGAUAAAAUGACGAUCAGCUUUCUAUUCGACGUUGAUGACGACUCGGUGGUCGAUGCAAUUCGCAAAGGGAACAAAAGCAAGUUUGCGAAUCACUCUGCUGUGGCCAAGAAGUGCAAGGGCAAGGUUCUGACUGUGGGCGGCGAGCACCGCAUUUCAAUUUGGGCUCAGCAAGAUAUUGCCAAGGGGGAGGAGUUGUUUUUCGACUAUGGCUACCAUGGAGAAACAGCUCCAGAUUGGAGUCAGCUUCGCAUCAAGGGGUCUGCGCGCCACGGAACCAAGAAAAAGACGGAAGUGGAGGACAAGAAGAGCCAGCAUUAA
Messenger RNA from Phytophthora sojae, 4275 nucleotides. RefSeq lists its product as hypothetical. The record is from RefSeq and is a predicted model, not a curated record. Gene Ontology annotation, molecular function: protein binding; histone methyltransferase activity. The coding region runs from base 1 to 4275 and encodes 1424 amino acids. NCBI's taxonomy places the organism in Eukaryota, Oomycota, Peronosporomycetes, Peronosporales, Peronosporaceae. Gene Ontology annotation, biological process: chromatin remodeling. The transcript has 5 exons.